Owenia fusiformis is the source of this 7752-nucleotide messenger RNA. NCBI's taxonomy places the organism in Eukaryota, Metazoa, Annelida, Polychaeta, Sabellida, Oweniidae. The record is from the annotation of a GenBank genome assembly.
UAGAGAUAACCCAAUCUGAAAGAUGUGAAAUCACUAAAAAAAAGAUUAAAACGUUCUGUAAAAAUGGCCAAGGCCCCUGCUAAAUCAGAUGAGUCAUUUUCAUCCAAGUUUAAAAAUCUCUUGCGUAUAGGAAGUGGAAAAAGUCCUGUUUUGCAAAAUGUCCAGGUUAAGCCACAAACAAAGGAAAUAAUCAUCACCCCAGAGCUGUUAAAGGAAAUUAGCUCAGAGAGCCCAGCCAACAAUCGUUUGAAAACUAUACAAGCCCUGACAGAGGUCGCGAACACAAAGAGACUAGAAGAUAAUGCCCCACAGGUGCUAUGGUUGAAUAUCCAAGAUUUAGUUCAGCCACAGGUUCCAAGGGAAUCCAGGCUGAUUGCCCUUAAGUUCCUUCAGGCACUUAUAAAAGGACAGUACAAGCAUCUUGGGUUACUCAGGGGCCAUUUCUUCAAGGUGCUUCGGUCGCAUACUUUAUUUGAGGAUCUAAAUGAAAGGCUUGACAUCUUCAUAUCUCUCACAGACAAUGGACGUGAUAUUGAGCUUUUGGAGGAAGAUAUAGGUGCGUAUCUACAACAGUUCAUGCAGGAAGUAAUGAGCAGUGCUCGAGUGCCUGACUAUAUGCAGUUACUCAUUAAUGUAGUCAAGUUCAACGCAGCUUACUUAGAUGAAAAUGUUGUCUCUGGACUUGUACAGCAUACGUGUGUUCUUCUGAAUAGAACCAAGUCUGAGGCUGAUCUUGAUCAAUGUCUGAAGGUACUAGACGUAGUGCUUUGCUAUAGCUACCUUCCGCCUGCAUCGUUGUUCCAUUUUAUCACAUGUCUUUGUAGAACAGUGAAUGUGGAGAAAUUUUGUCAGCCAAGUUGGACGUUGAUGAGAAAACUCCUUGGAACUCACUUAGGGCAUAGCGGGGUCUACUCCAUGUGCUGUAUAUUGCAAGAUCAGAACCACCUGGGAGAUUAUACAUUACUCAGAGGGGCUGUCUUCUUCAUUGGAAUGGCACUCUGGGGCUCAAUGAAAGUAAAGUCAUUAAAACAUACCCCAGCUUCUGUGCUGCCAUCUUUUCUUAAGUCGAUGGAUUCUAAACAUGAUGUUGUAGCCUAUGAAGUUGUUCUCUCCACACAGCGACUUGUGAAGAAAUAUGGCAAAGAUCUCCCCUAUGGAACUUGGGAUCAAAUUUUUGAAAUUGUAAAAUCUCUCAUACAACAUGUAGAGGACAACCCCUCAUGUGAGAGUACAAUCAUAGAAAACCUACAUGAAGUGAUCACUGGGAUUGAAGAGCUCUUUGAGAAUAAUCAAUUCACAGGCUCUAAACCUAAACUCUUCAACAUCAUUGAGUCUUGUGCAAAUCAAAGAGAGGAACGUUCUAUUCUACUGCUGGUGUCCUACAAGGCCAAGAGUUUACACCCGGCCUGUAAUGACUGGAUGCUACAUCUCUAUGAUCUCGUGGAAAGAUUUUUCAAGUUUGAGGCCCGUACUGCUGUCCGAGUGAAAACAUUGAAUGUACUGUCUUGUGUAUUAAGUGCAAACAGACAUAUGUAUGAGGAUGAUCUGGUUGAGAUGGUUGUACUGCCUUUACUCAGCCAGAUAGACACAGAUAUGGAUGCAGAGGUGCGGAAUGUUGCAGUUCAACUCCUGGUGGAUCUUGCUAUGACGUGUGAAACACAGAAGUGCCUUGAUAUGAUCAGCAUUAUAGAAAAGGUUAUUAAUAAACCCCCAUCAAAGCCAGAGUCUGGUACUAGUCAAUUGGCCACCACUCUAAGUGAGGAGCCACUGAUCAAAGACAAGAAAACAGCAGCAAUUGGAUUGCUGAACAUAUUUAAAGCCAAACUUAGCCAACUACCGUGUGGAAUUCCAUGUAAAGUAUUUGAGGUGCUAACAUCCCAUUUAAAGAUUCACUAUAAGAAAGUGUCUACCAGUGAAAGUCUCACUGACUAUGAGAUUGAUGCACAAUGGCUCACUACAACACUCUGUGAAAUAAGAUGCAAGAUAUUUGAAUGCUUCCUUGAUAUGAGGGCUGAUGAAGAGUACAGACUUGGAAUGAUUGAUGAUAAAAAUAAAGUUACAUACAGUCCUUAUGUAAUAUGUGACUAUAGGAUGGACAAUGCUGAACCUCGUCAUAGCAACUCUUCAUCCCCCACUACAUCCCCACUACCCCAGCAAAAGGAUAUCACUGUGAUACCAUUUAAUGAUGCAUUUAAGGCCAUCGUGAGAUGUCUUGAUCAUGAGGUUGAUUGGAAUGUGCUGAAACUGGUGCUAGAGAAGUUGCCUCUUCUGCUACAGAACAAGACAUUGAUUCUGUCAGGACAGGCCUAUAUUGACCACUUUUGCAAAAGAGUUUGUGCUAUGGUUGGUGAUCGAAGACAUACCAUGUUACAAGAUGCAUUGAUCAACACUCCCCCUGGCUUUCUCAAGUCUGACUUCCACGCCUGUGUUCUACCAGUCCUCACCUGUCUUGUUUCAUAUCAUCGAUACCUGGAUAAACAACAACAGAAAACCUUGAUACGUUGCCUCGAAUUUGGCCUGGUGUCAAAAUGUGCUAGAUUGUGCUUGGCAGCAUUAACUGUAUGUACACUAGAGAUGCAGGAUGCAAUGAUGCGACUCUUACCCUCUGUCCUAGUGAGGAUGUCUCAGAUAUCAGCAACUGUUGCCAUGGCAACACAACUUUUAGAGUUUCUAUCAAAUUUGAUUCGUGUGCCUAAGUUGUACGCCAACUUUGUUGAGGAACAAUACAUGAGUGUGUUUGCCAUAGCUCUUCCAUACACAAACCCAUUCAAGUUCAGUCACUAUGCAGUGUCUCUAGCUCACCAGGUGAUCGCCUUGUGGUUCCUGAAGUGUCGACUUCCUUUCAGAAGGGAUUUUGUGCAGUUCAUAAUGAAGGGUUUAAAGGCGAAUGUUUUACGCCAGUUCGAUGAGACUUCCAAGCAACAUAUUGCGCAGUAUGACCAUAUAAGGUCAUCGGGUCUGAAUCAAGAUUCUAGUGGUAGACGUCGCAUUGGAAGUGGAAGCAGCUUCAGUGAAUGGUCAAAGAAGAGACAGAAGAGGUUACAACAACAGCCCAACCUUGAGCCAGUGAAGCUUAUGUCCCCUGCCCCCUCUCCCUCCCCGCUCUGUGAUGACUCCAUGUUGACGUUCCACAAGGAGCUGACAGAGACCUGUAUCGAUAUGAUGGCAAGAUACACCUUUUCUACCAUCACUACAAUGCCAAAAAGAUCUGAUGUCACUGAAUUUCUAUUGGAUGGUGGCCAAUCCCAAACCUGGUUGCUAGGUAACCGCCUCAUCACUAUAACAACAAGUGGUGGAGGAACAAAGGUGGGGAAAAGUGGAGUCUGUGAGAAGUGUAACAGUCUGAUGAUGGUUCAUAUGAAGAAACAACAUGAGAAUCUUCAAAGGAGCUCAAGUGUAUCAACGAGUAAUGAGAGUUUAGCUGGCCGACGGCGGAGACAUAAAUCAGCAGCAGUAAGGACGUUAAGUUCUGUUGAACCACUUCAGAGCUUAAAUCUCAGCCAGGAUGAUAUGUUCUUGCAGAGACAGCAGACGGAUGAUGCUGGCUUCUCACAGAGUGACACAAAUGUCAUACAGAGAAAGGUGUCCAUGCAGACGACACAUACAACACAUAGCCUAGAAGAUACACCUGACAGUCUCAGUAAUUCUGAUGCACAGCUGAAUAUGUUAAAAGAAUUGAAUCGAGCUAAUAAUUCCACAAGUGAGAUACAGCCAGGCUUUAACCCUCACUUAUGCAACUGCUGGUGUCAAUCAUGGGCGGAGGUCCACAUACGUAGACCCACAGGGAACAUCUCCUGGGUGAUGAGAUUACAAAAUGACCCAAAUACACUCACGGGCUCUCCUGAGGUAUCUCUCGCAGAUCUUUCCUCUUUGUUUAUGCCGACACCUGAAAAAUCUUCGAAAAUGAUUUCUCACUUGACACGCUUGGAGAAAAUUGACACGGAAAGCUUGGAUGGAAAUAAAUAUGACGCCAUGCAUGAAGAUUAUUUCGCAAGCAGCGUGCCAUCCACACCUUUACCUAAAGCUAGCAUUUCUGAAUUCUCAGACCUAAGUUUGUUAUCUCAGCAAAGUCUGGAGCUGCAAUCAGAUGUUACUGAUGAUGUGUAUGCACAAUCUGUAACACCUAGUACCUCUUUGAAUGUUGAGAAGACAGAAGAAGGCGAGGAUGUUGAAACUGAGGCACAUGGAAAUACAGAUGCUCCUAAUGUUAUCUCCCAAAAUGAUGAGCCUCAAAACGAUGACCAAAACAACGACAUUGAAUAUAAACCUUUUCGACGUAGCAGCUCUUCCCCGAACGUCCAAUCAUUCUUCUCAACUUCAGUAGAAGCACAGAUGAGUGUUGAAGAUCGGGAAAGUACUUUGAGUGAGCUCAAACAAUUUGCAGAUAAAGAAAUCAAAAGGCCGCAACCGAGAAUGUUGAAACCAACAUUGGGAAGCCCAUUUCAACCAGUUCGCAAGCAAACUGAAAAAACUAUUGACCCUAAGGUUACUACAAAUGGACAAGCUGAAUUUGAGCAGAGAGUAAGUUCAGAUGUUAAGGUUGAUAGGAAAGGGGAUGUUGAAGUAGGAAAGGAAGUUGGUGCAGAUUCGGUUCAAUUUACUCUUCGCAAUGAAGAAAAAAGUCAAGAAAAUGGUCAGUUGGAUAAAGAACAGAGACAAAAUGGGAAAGAUGCAAUAAAGACUCGGAAGGGAGAAAACAUUGAAAGCAAAGCUAAAGCUGACAGUACACUAGAUUCUUUGGGUCAACCUAAUUCUAAAUCACAGCAGUCUUUAGGGAUACCCUCAUCAGAAUCUAGGAAUGUGACCAAGACCGACCUGGACUCAAGUUCACCUUUUCAAGCAAAGAAUGUGAUACCAAAAAAUAGGACACCUGAACUUUCAAAGAAUGUUUCUGAAAUCGAACACUCUAUAGAUACUACAGCAAAAUGUGAUAAAGACAAUGUAAUGGAUACAAACUCUAGCACUAGUAAUGGACAAAAUGCUAUCAGCAGCUCUCAAAAGGAGUUAAAUAAAACCAGGUUGCCAAGGUUACGCAAUGACCUCAUCCUUAGUGCUGAUCAUACGUCACAUGACAGGGCUAACCACCUGGAAGGUUUGGCCAAAAAUUCUGAAAAUCUAUCGAGAAAUAGAGAUAGUGUAUCAAGGAGUAGAGGCCACACAAUUUCAGUUAUGCCUCAGACACCCGGGAAAGGCCCAGAGAGAACUGUUCUUGGGAGUAAGGAUGCAGUUAAAAGUGGAAUCAGUCCUAGUUUUGUGUUCCUUCAGUUGUAUCAUAGCUCUGAGUUUGGAAGUGAACUUGACAGACCAGUGCUAUUAUCUACCACAGAUGUCCAGUUGAACCGCACUAUUAAGAAUCUCGACCGUAUUUACCCAUACAACACUCACAAGAUUGGAGUCUUGUAUGUGGGACCUGAUCAGGUGAAUGACGAAAUUGCGAUUUUAUCAAACCAAUGUGGUUGUGGUUCCACGAGAUAUGGUCAGUUUCUUGCAAGUCUCGGCCAACUAUUGCGUCUGGAAGAUUGCAAUCCAGAGUUCACAUACACCGGGGGUCUUGACACUAGAGAUGGCAAAGAUGGACAGUUUGCAUACAGUUGGCAGGAUGAUAUCAUGCAAGUGGUUUUCCAUGUGGCUACACUGAUGCCCAGGAAAGAUUCUGACACAAAAUGUGUAGGGAAGAAGUUACACAUUGGGAAUGAUUAUGUCACUAUUGUGUACAACAAUAGUCAGGAAAGCUACCAGAUUGGUACAAUUAAGGGUCAGUUUAACUAUGUUAACAUAGUAAUUCAACCACUGGACCAUGCAAGCAAUGCAGUCACUGUACAAACAGCUCAAGAUAUCACCAGUAUUAUUGGUCACACAGAUACUAAAAUUGUAUCUGACCAACACUUAGCAGUUCUUGUGAGGCAGAUGGCGAUCCAUGCUGAUCUGGCUUCAGUCAUUUUACAACGCCAGAAGUCGAUGCCAAAGGAUCCAUAUGCUUCCAAUUGGUUAGAAAGAUUACGAAAGAUUAAACAUCUACGCAGUAAAUUAUUACAAGAUGGUGCUAAAUCGCCUACGUCAAGUCCCAGCAAAUCACAUCAUGGCAUGGAUGAUUUCACAGACUUUGUUUAAAAUGGAAUUUAUAUUUAUAUGGAGUUAUGAUUUCCAUGUUCUCUAUGUGAAUCCAGUUUGCCAAGAUGACCCUUGAAAUGAGAUAAUGUCAAGUAAAUUUACAAUGGACCAGGUGAUUAUUUCAGUUUUCAACUGGUCCCUGCAGUUAACUGCAUCUGAAUUUGUUCCUAUUUUUUAUUGGCACUGCUGUUUUAUUUAAGAUGCAGUAAUAGAUUGUGGAGACCACGAUAUUAAGUGGACUUGAAAGAGAAAUAAGGCCUAUGCUUGUUUGUGUUUCUUGUUGGUGAUUCCCAAAAAGGCAGCUAAUAUUAUAUCUAGCGUGUAUCACGUCUCCUUAAAGGAGAAACUUUAUGGCCUAGCCCUUCACCUUUGAAUGAACCAAAAAUCUCUGAUAAAGCAAACGCUUCUUACAACAUCCAGUGUAUGUUCCUUAUAUGGUAUGUGAAGCUCUUUCGGAAAUGACAUCCGAUUACAAUGUACAGCAGAACAGUUUGCCAGUUUUCUCAGUCUCAGCCUUUAUAAUAACAGAGAAUUUCCCAGAUUCUCUUCAUAGAAGGCCUUGGGGCUAAAUGUCAGACAGAAAGUAUAUUUUUCACUCCCGAUUUAGAUGUAAAACAAAUCUUGAAUUACAUGAUGUAGGUUUCGAGACAACAAAUGAAAUCAUGUGUAUUUUGAUUGUUUUUUAUUAUUAUAUUGAAAAGAUUCGUUAUUUUGACAUAAAUAAUGUAUUUAUUUUGAUACCAAAUAUGUAUAGAAAUUGUGCAUGCUUCUUGAUUUCUCUGAAAUUCAUUAAUGAAAUGGUGCAGUUAUACAUUAUGCUACACUACAGUAGUAGUAUGGUAAACUGAGGUUUGAGAUAUUUUGGUCGCAAAGUAGUUCUCAGCCCAUAUAAGGACGAGGUCAGCAUAUCAGUGUUCCACCAUAUCGGUGGGAGGGGUAAAAGUCCAUUAGGUAUUGAACAUACAUGUAAUUUGAUACCAAAGGGAAGCAUCUCUAAAGGCAAAGUCAAUAAAUUUCAGUUAAAUCUCUGUUGGAGAAGUCAAUGUGAAAUGAGAUUGAUUAGGUUUUUGGACACCGAUAUAUCUUGGACAUCUUGGCUCCCCAAGACUUGAUUUGAUUUUAGUUGUUUUGUCUAUUUGUAAUUCUGUAUUUAAGAUAGUCUAAGUUAUUGCAUGUAAAUUGCUCAGGAAAUUCAGGCAAAAAAAGGAUUUCGUUGUGGCUUGAUCAUAGUUUAAUGCUUUUUCACUUGUUUAUCUAGAGGACUGGAUUGGAUUGAAUUUAACAAUUGAGUUAUUUAUAUAAGUAAUGCAUGUUCAUAAUUUUACAGUAAUGCCACUAGGUUCAUUAUGGAAGGUACUCACAUUUCAAGGUGCUUUAAAAACAUGGAAUUUGAUGGCAGAUUUGAACUAAAUGGGACUGUAAAAAAUGUUCAUAUUGAGAGUUUUUCAGUUAGAGAGGCAUUCAGAUAUUCAGGUUUUACUGUACUCAAUCAUUGGCCAAUUACUGUAAAUUGGGUUAAUAUGGCGCCGGCUUUAAUUUGGCGAAAUAGAAAUAAAACACCAAUCUAAAUCUUCAACAAAAUUAAGAGAUGAUCCCGGGAAUUUCGUCUGGUGUAUUUAAGUCACUUCUGGUUUAGUUUUU